Corylus avellana is the source of this 758-nucleotide messenger RNA. Lineage: Eukaryota; Viridiplantae; Streptophyta; Magnoliopsida; Fagales; Betulaceae. The record is from RefSeq and is a predicted model, not a curated record.
UCUCUCUUCUCUCACAAAUAUCACAGACAGCCCCCUGUUUUUUCUCCUUAAUUUUUCUCUGAUCUCUAACCGUCCGAGAAUCUCAAUGCCUCCUCAUCACGACUACAACAACCAAACGCCGGCGGUGGUACCACCACCAUUAAAAGCGAAUCCAAAGGUCCUGUCGCUCCUCCUGAAGGCCAUCAUCAUGAUCCUCCUCACCUCCCUCUUCUUCCUCUUCCUAGGGCUCGCCUCCGCCGCCUUGCUCCUCCUCCACCUCUCCCUCUCCUCCCACCGCCAGAACCACCGCCGCUCUUCUCUUCCCUCCACCACCCCAUCUUCUGGGCUCCCCCCCAAGGACCUUAACGCGCUCCCCCACUUCAGAUUGAAGAAGGACGUCCGGAAGUACGGCGCCCUAGAAGGAGACGAAUGCGUGGUCUGCCUCGACGCCUUCAGGGACGGCCAGUGCUGCAGGCAGCUCGCCGCGUGCGGUCACGUCUUCCACAAGAGGUGCGUGGACUCGUGGCUCCUCAAGGUCGCCGCCUGCCCGAUUUGCCGGGCUCGUGUUCGAUUAAAUGCGGCAACUAAGGGUUUGAUGUUGGGUAUGGAGGACGAGGAUAAGCAGUCGUGGGGGGUUUGGUAGGGCUUGUAAUUAUUAUAAGUUCUGGAAACUUAAGAGAUUUUGUACCAAAUGUGAUUUCUUUUUCGCUUUUUUUUUUUUCCUCCGCUUAAUGUAUAGUUUCAGAUAUAAUUUGUUGAUAUGUUUGUUUUGAUUUUUA